This is a messenger RNA of Ostertagia ostertagi, 2946 nucleotides long. The record is from the annotation of a GenBank genome assembly. Lineage: Eukaryota; Metazoa; Nematoda; Chromadorea; Rhabditida; Trichostrongylidae.
AUGCCGUCGGUCGAAUUUCGUUUUGCUACUACGUUGGAUACGUUAUACUUGACGAUUGGUGCAGCGUGUGCUCUAAUUGGAGGUGCGAUUCAACCGUUCGUUCUGAUCUUAGGUGGAUUCAUUACAACGGUCUACCUAGAGCCUGGAGAGAAAACGGCCAACCAGAAAUUUUGGAACGACGUCAUGUUUUUUAUUAGUUGGCUUGGAAUCGCCGGUACAUGCGCUUUAUUGACAUCCUUUAUUCAGUCAUUCUUCCUCCAUCGUGGAUGCCUAAAUGUGGUAAACUCGCUUCGUCAUCAGUACUUGGCUGCGGUAUUGCGCCAGGAUGCGACAUGGUUCGAUCAGAAUACCUCCGGUGUCAUCACUUCACAGCUGAAUGAGGGCGACACAGAACCAGAGCAGAAGAACGAAGUCGAGCCAAUAACUGUGAAAGAGCUGUUUCGUUUUGCUACUACGUUGGAUACGUUAUACUUGACGAUUGGUGCAGCGUGUGCUCUAAUUGGAGGUGCGAUUCAACCGUUCGUUCUGAUCUUAGGUGGAUUCAUUACAACGGUCUACCUAGAGCCUGGAGAGAAAACGGCCAACCAGAAAUUUUGGAACGACGUCAUGUUUUUUAUUAGUUGGCUUGGAAUCGCCGGUACAUGCGCUUUAUUGACAUCCUUUAUUCAGUCAUUCUUCCUCCAUCGUGGAUGCCUGAAUGUGGUAAAUUCGCUCCGUCAUCAGUACUUGGCUGCGGUAUUGCGCCAGGAUGCGACAUGGUUCGAUCAGAAUACCUCCGGUGUCAUCACUUCACAGCUGAAUGAUAACAUCGCCCGAAUACAGGAUGGCAUGGGCGACAAGAUGGGCCUCCUUAUUCGAGGAUUCUCCAUGUUCUUCUCAUCGAUCAUCGCCUGUUGUGCCAUUAACUGGCAGAUAACCGUGAUUUCACUCACCAUGGGGCCGAUUGCCACAGUGACUAUGGCCAUGUUAGGAAGAAAAUACCGGGCAGCACUCGGUCGAGCACUGCCGUAUUCUAUUCGCGGUCAUUUCUGGAUGGGAUUUUUCGAGGGACUUUCGUUCUUCCAAAUAUACGUUGUCAUUGGAGUUGCCCUCUGGUUUGGGUGUUAUGGAUUUUUCAACGGUUUGGUUGCUGAUCGUGGUGAUGUGCUUCUUUGUGUGGGCACAAUUUCGCUGACCGCCUACUACCUUGGAAUGCUUGGACCACAUAUGAUGGCCUUGUUGAAAGCGAGGGUGGCAGCUGCUGCCAUCUACGAAACCAUUGAUAGGGGCAUUUCGUGGGAAGCCCACAGCGGCGAAACGAUUGCGCUUGUUGGAGCAAGUGGUUCCGGCAAAAGCACUUCGGUCAGUCUACUGACUCGACUCUAUGAAGUCAGUGAUGGUAAAAUAACUAUCGAUGGAGUGCCUCUCUGUGACUACGAUGUGGAAUCGCUGAGAAAGCUGCGACUUUUAGAGAAUUGGAUAGUUCAGCAGGAACCUUAUUUAUUCAAUGGCACUGUAAAAGAAAACAUAUCAAUGGGUCGCGACGGAAUCGACAACGAGAAAAUUAUACAAGCUGCCGACACCGCCAAUGUUACCGAAUUCGUGAAUCGUCUUGAGAAGGGUUUCGAUACCUACUUGGGCGCUGGUGGUGUGACGCUUUCCGGUGGUCAGAAGCAGCGAAUCGCCAUAGCCAGGGCCGUUGCUGCUGAUCCACGGAUUCUUUUCUUGGAUGAAGCAACCAGUGCUCUUGACGCAAACAGUGAAAAAGUCGUGCAGGCGGCCCUGAAUAAAGCGGCUAAAGGUCGAACAACUGUUAUUAUCGCGCAUCGUCUCAGCACUAUUCGCGAGGUGAAGAAAAUAUAUGUUUUGGAAAAGGGAAAGGUUGUUGAGAAAGGAUCUCACGAUGAGCUGAUGGCGAAAGGUGGAAUAUAUGCCAGGUUGGCCACUGCGCAACAGUUCCAGGAUAGACCUAGCUAUGGAUCGUCGGGGCGGCUGGAGAGAGUUCCAAGGACUGAACCGCUCCCUCAGUGGUUUCCUGUUGCGCCAAAAAGAUCCAGAGCAGGACCACUGCCUUCGGCGUAUGUCCCAGUAUCUGGCCUUCUGCCUCCUUCAAGUUUUGACAACGACGCCUCUGGAGGUCUUGGUAUUCUCUACCGUAACAUGAAGGGUUCACGAUUGCUUGCGGUUGUAUGUCUCUUUGUAGCUGCAACUCGAGCGCUGGAACUUCCCGGUCUUGGGCUGGCCUAUCUCUUUGCCUUCAAGUCGCUGCAGAUGGACGAAACGACAUACCAAAACAGCGCCUUUUACGCGUUUUUGAUAUCCUGCAUAUGCGGUGGUAUCAUAUGGUUCGCCCAGUGCAGUUCGUUCUUCCUUUCUGGCUGGCUGAGUGAGCGAGUUAUGGAUGCUUUGAGAACUCGGAUUCUCAGGAGCCUACUUCAUAGACCUAUGAGUUAUUUCGACUGCAAAGAGACCUCUCCGGCAUUUUGUGUGGCCACGAUGGCACAACAUGCACCCGAUGCCAUGGCGGCACUCGAUUAUCGGUUCAUGGUCAACCUGAGCAACCUGUCGGCGAGCAUCAUCGGUAUCGUCCUUGCUUUCACAUUUUCCUGGUGGUUAGGUCUUCUUGGAGCAGUUUUGUCGUGCUCCUUGCUCACCUUAACCUUGCUCAAUAUUCGGCUUACCCAUAGAUGUCACGAAAGGAAGGACAAAGAAGAUCACAGUCCAGAGAGCGCCAUUGAAAUUAUUGAGCAAGCACGAUCUAUCAAACUGGCAGUAGUUGAAAAGCAGUUCUUGAGAAAGUACGCAGAACAACGUCAAGCGUCUAUGCGUCACGACUUCUGGAUAGGACUCAUCGAAGCGGUCAACUUUGCCACAACACAGUCCUUUGUGUUCUUCAGUGAUAUGCUCUGCUAUUUGCUGGGAACCUGCUUGAUUUACCAGGGUGUUCACACUACAGAAACGGUUUUU